Molecule: messenger RNA, 741 nt
Organism: Prosopis cineraria
Lineage: Eukaryota; Viridiplantae; Streptophyta; Magnoliopsida; Fabales; Fabaceae
Product: cytosolic sulfotransferase 12-like
Exons: 4
Coding region: 1-741 (246 amino acids)
Biological process (GO): sulfation
Cellular component (GO): cytoplasm
Molecular function (GO): sulfotransferase activity
Source: RefSeq, a predicted model, not a curated record
AUGGCCUAUCCCAAGAAAAUAGACGACGAAGACCUAUCCCAAGAAUGCCCGGACUUCACUGCCACAUUACCCUCCGAACCCGAUUGGUUUGCAACUCAACCGUACAAUUACCAAGGAUUUUGGCACUCCAAGAGACUAAUGCAAGGAAUUCUCAAUUUCCAAAACCACUUCCAAGCCUGUGACUCUGACAUCUUCCUUGUCACCUUUCCAAAAUGUGGCACCACUUGGCUUAAAGCUCUCACUUUCACCGUCCUUAACCGCAAGAGCCAUUAUCCAAGCCCGAAUCCAGACUUGACCCGAAGAUCAAUCAUUCCUCCUCCUCACCCUCUCUUCACUUCGCUGAAGCAAUCAAGAUGCAAGAUAAUAUUCAUGUGUCGAAAUCCUGAGGAUGCGUUCGUCUCACUCUGGCACUUUGGUAACAAAUUACGACCAGAUCAGUCCAACAGGAUCGAUGGUGCAUUUGAGAAGUUUUGCCAAGGACUAAAGGAUGAACCAGUCCAGAUUUUGAAGAAGCUAGCCGAGUUUAUAGGGCAUGGUUUUUCUAAGGAGGAGGAAGAUGGUGAUGCUGUUGGUGAUAUAUUGAAGCUAUGUAGUUUUGAGACGUUGAGUAAUUUGGAGAAUCCUAAUGUUGAUCUUAAAAAUGUGCCAGAAGGACCUAAAGAGGUGUGCAUGCUGCCGAGACCAAAAUAUGAAUCAGAGGGUGAUGAGAAUCUUCAAGAUGAAAAUGAUGAUGUGGAAUAA